AUGACCCAGCAAGCCACCGGGAUUGAUUCCGACCGCACCGCCGUUCUCAUCAUGGAUUUCCAGCAGCGUAUCAUCGCCAACGUGGCUACCGAGCCCGUGGCGGUGGUCGAAAACGCCGCAAAGGCUCUGGAUGGCGCGCGUCGGGCCGGCAUCCCCGUCAUCUACGUCGUGCAUCGCGGCGGCCCCUUCGCCGAGUACGCCCCUGACGUGGAACUGCACCAGGGCGUCGCGCCGUCCGAGGGUGAAUUGGUCAUCACGAAGGUCCGACCGGGUCCAUUCUCCACCACGGCCCUGGACGUGACCCUGCGCGAGAUGGGCCGCGACAACCUCGUCAUCAUGGGCGUGGCCACCAGCGGCUGCGUCCUUUCUUCCGUGCGCUGGGCGGUGGACGUAAACUACAGAUUCAUCGUCCUCUCCGACGCCUGCUCCGACGGUGAUCCCGAAGUCCAUCGCGUCCUCACCGAGAAGGUCUAUCCGCGCCAGGGCACCGUGAUGACCACCGACGAGUUUCUUCAGGCCUUGUAG
Geodia barretti is the source of this 525-nucleotide messenger RNA. The record is from the annotation of a GenBank genome assembly. Lineage: Eukaryota; Metazoa; Porifera; Demospongiae; Tetractinellida; Geodiidae.